Mytilus trossulus (common blue mussel) is the source of this 4822-nucleotide messenger RNA. RefSeq lists its product as uncharacterized. Gene Ontology annotation, molecular function: death domain binding; protease binding. The record is from RefSeq and is a predicted model, not a curated record. The transcript is spliced from 11 exons. Lineage: Eukaryota; Metazoa; Mollusca; Bivalvia; Mytilida; Mytilidae. The coding region runs from base 1 to 3243 and encodes 1080 amino acids. Gene Ontology annotation, biological process: regulation of apoptotic process.
AUGGUAACUGGCCAAUUUUCUGUUGGGAAGUCGACUCUUGUUAAGUUGUUAGCUGGAGAAAUUAUACCUGAUGGUCGACACCCGACUGAUGGGAUUUCUCUGGUAGAAGGUCGCUGUGGCCUAGAUAUUCUUACAAAAGAGUGGAUUCUUGUUGAUCAAGACUCUUACAAUGCCCUGGAUGUUGUGUACCAUAAGGUUUUAAUGACCUCUCUGGAAGAAGAGGAGGAGAGUGAACUUACCAACAAAGCUUCAGAUACAAGCCCAACUGGUUAUGCCAAAGCUACACUUUCCUCUUUGCCCUCAGAACAGUCUGCAGCAGCACAAUCUCUACCACCUCAGAAAUCCUCCACGGUUAAACAGAUGGAAAAGAAAAUGAGAACAAGAAUGACUAAAGAAGAAAUAAGAAAGAAAAUGGAAAAGGUUCUCAAAAGUGGGAAGUAUAAAAUGAAAGUUGGACGUCUUAUCUUCUGGGAUUUUGGUGGACAAUAUGUUUAUCUAACAACACAUCAGACCUUCAUGACAUUCCGGGCAUUAUUUCUUGUAGUAUUUGAUGGGAGCAAAAAUUUGCAUGAACAGGUCCGUGAUGUGAUGUGUUUUCCAGGGCAGCACAUGACGCCAACCCCGGCAGUAUUCUUGCAAUAUUGGGUCAAUUCCAUCCUGACCUAUUGUAAGGUUGUAUAUGCAGGCAUUCCAAAGAUCUUGUUUGUUGCAACUCACAAGGACAAAGUACCAUUGGAGAAUGUUGAGACACGACGUGAAGAGCUUUACAGUGGAAUUGAGGAGUUGUUUAAAGACCAUGAGGGAAAACAUCAUCUGGUCCUUAGACCUUUAAUAUUUGUCAAUGCCAAAGAUAAAGCUGACCCAGAAAUAGAGGUUCUGAAGAAAACAAUAACAGAACUAACAUUCGACCAUCCAUGCUGGGGUGAAAGGAUGCCGAAUGCAUGUGUUCCACUGGAGCUUGAGAUCGCUGAAUUGGUUGCAGAAGGGAAACAAAUUAUGUCUUUGGUUGAAGUUAAAGAAUUAAAUGCUAUCAGCGAGGUGUCUGUCCUGUCUCCUGAGCAGUUGACCGAUUUUCUACAUUAUCAACAUUCUCGAGGGAAAAUUGUCUAUUUUGACACACCACAGCUAAGAGACAAUGUUAUCAUCAGUCCCCUUCUUAUGGUGGAAGUUAUGAGAUCUUUUAUUACUGAUGUUGAAUUCUGGCCAAAAGAAGAUAAAACAAGAAAAACCUUCAAAAAGAUGUCUGAAAAUGGAAUGAUACAAAAAUUAGACCUCUACCAGAUUUGGGAGCAAGAAGAAUUUUGUCAGAUUUUACCAUUUAAAGAGUACAUAUUUGAUAUGCUGAUACACCUUGAUAUCGUAUCUGAACAGCGUAGAUAUGAUACAAAAACAGGAAGUCGGCUACCAAUAGAACACUUCUUUGUACCCUGUAUGCUUACCCAAAGAAAUGAUACAGAUUUCUUGACACAAGAAUGUACACCAGAGAGGACACUUAGUUUGGCCUUUGUUUUCAAAGGAACCAUCAUACCUCCAGCCUUACCAAAUCGUCUCAUAUGCGCAUGUCUUAGUAUGUGGACAUUGAAGCAAUACCGUGGAAGGAAACUUAUGUUUUCUGGGUUUGUUGGGUUAUCAGUUGAUAAAGAGCAUGAUAUUGUUGUUUGUGUAGAAGGUAACAAGAUCUUACUGUACCUAAUCCAUAAACGCUCCAAGGGCCUGAUAGUACCUGAGAUAGCCACUAGUGUCAGAGAAUGUUUGCAUUUAACAUUGGAGAGGAUUUCAGAAUUUUAUCAGUCCACUGUCCACGAAAAAGUCCGCAGUCAACUACCAUUUCACACUGAGUAUUCCUGCUCAAGAUUUAUCUGUUACUUUCCAGAAGAAAGAUUAGCUUUAAAAACUGAUGAGUGUGUUUGUAAACAUGGUGACGACAUUACACUCAACUGGAAGGUUUGGAACCAGGAACAGAAACAAAAGCAGUGUGAUCCGGAUUGUACAGGUUUGAGUGAAGAUGCAUUAUCUCAGUUUCCUAAUAACAUAGAGUUACUUCGUCUGUCUGUUAAUUGUGAGACACGCAUGAUACAUGAUUUAGCUCUUCAUCUUGAAUUGGAAGAAACAGAAUGGAGUGAUAAGGUAGAGAAUUACCCAAGAAAUACACAAAUGGUCAAGUUUUUAACACUUAUUGAUUUGAGAGAGAACAAUGGAAUACGUUUUGGAGAUUUGGCCAAAGGCUUAACCGAAAUGAAGUUAACAAUGCAUACCUUAUGUAUGAUGCGGAGGAGAAAACAAGUGAUGUCUAAUAUUCCAGACGAUAUCUUAGAUUCAAUUCCUACAGAUGAAAUAUUAGAUAACAUAUCACCACAGAUUGGUAAAAUGGUCUUUCAACUAGGAACAGAACUUGGAUUGUCCAUAGCAGAUUUAGAGAAUAUAGACAAAUGUAAUUGUGACUUGACUGCCCAGAGUAAGGAAGUCUUAUUUACUUGGAGGAGAGACAAACUAGUACGACCUACAAUACGUGUCCUUGAACAAGCUUUGGUAAAUAGUAGAAAAGGUGCACGGUGUUUAGAGGAGGUUGUAAAGAAUGUUGAUCCGAAAACACUGAGAGCUGUAGAAACAGUAACAGAUAGAAUCAAAGAUAAUGAAUAUAGAAUCAUACAUAACAUACAAACCAGCCAAAUUUUAGACCAUAUGAUGACACAUCUGGUGAUAUCAGCAGACGACAGACUUGAUAUUGAACAUUAUCCUCGACAUGAUGAUCAGAACAAAGCAUUGCUGGAUAUUGUGAUUAAAAGGAGAGAACCUGCUUACAGUGUGUUUGUUGAUGGAUUACGUAAUUAUGGAUACGAAGAUAUCGCUGAUGAUUUAAAAUGUGAUUUCAGUCCAAGUCCAACAUUAGUAUCUGCUGAAAAUGAAGGCUUUUCAGCUUGGAAUGUUCCAUUGUAUAAAGUUCGUCUACAAAAGAAUUACGUUAAGGUUAUCACUGAUAUACAACAUGAAAGCAUAGUAGAUCAUCUAAUAUCAAGAGAGGUAGUGUCAGUUGAUGAUGGGAAGAAGAUAGAAUCUGGUAAAACACCACAGGAAAAGAACAGGAAUUUGAUGGACAUGCUUUUGCGUAAAAAUGAACAGGCAUUUAAUGAAUUUCUCAAAGCCCUUCGAAAAGACUCAAUUUAUGCAUACCUAGCAGAGCAAAUAGAAAAGACAGAAGUUACUAGCACAGAUAUGGCAACCCUUCAUAAAUGCUUGAAAUAAUUAAAUGUAAUUUCUUUCAGAAAAAAAACAGCUAGGAAAACCAUCAUUUAACUAUCAAUAGAAGGAGGUAUUGUCAAUCCAAUGCAUCACGAUUUUGUCACUUAAAUGAUCCACUGUAAAUUCAGAAAUUAUUGCGUGCAUUUAUUAUUGUCUUUUUAUACGACCGCAAAAAUUGAAAAAAUUUUGGUCGUAUAUUGGUAUCACGUUGGCAUCGUCGUCCGUCGGCGUCCAAGACUUUUGGUUUUCGCACUAUAACUUUAGUAUAAGUAAAUAGAAAUCUAUAAAAUUUAAACACAAGGUUUAUGACCAUAAAAGGAAGGUUGGGAUUGAUUUUGGAAGUUUUGGUCCCAUUAUUUUAGGAAUUAGGGGCCAAAAAGGGGCCAAAUAAGCAUUUUCUUGGUUUUCGCACUAUAACUUUAGUUUAAGUAAAUAGAAAUCUAUAAAAUGUUGACACAAGGUUUAUGACCACAAAAGGAAGGUUGGGAUUGAUAUUGGGAGGAUUGGUCCCAACAGUUUAGGAAUAAGGGGCAAAAAAAUGGCCCAAAAAGGCAUUAUUAUUGGUUUUCGCACAAUAACUUUAGUAUAAGUAAAUAGAAGUCAAUGAAAUUUAAACACAAGGUUUAUGACCAUAAAAGGAAGGUUGGGAUUGAUUUUGGGAGUUGAGGUCCCAACAGUUUAGGAAUUAGGGGCCGAAAAGGGGCCCAAAUUAAACUUUGUUUGAUUUCAUCAAAAAAUGAAUAAUUGGGGUUCUUUGAUAUGCCUAACUGUGAAUGUAGAUUCUUAAUUUUUGGUCCCGUUUUCAAAUUGGUCUACAUUAAGGUUCAAACGGUCCAAAAUUAAACUAAGUUUGAUUUUAACAAAAAUUGAAUUCUUGGAGUUCUUUGAUAUGCUGAAUCUAAAACAUGUACUUAGAAUUUUUAUUAUGGGCCCAGUUUUCAAGUUGGUCCAAAUCGUGGUCCAAAAUUAAACUUUGUUUGAUUUCAACAAAAAUUGAAUCCUUGGGGUUCUUUGAUAUGCUGAAUCUAAACAUGUACUUAGAAUUUUUAUAAUGGGCCCAGUUUUCAAGUUGGUCCAAAUUGUGGUCCGAAAUUAAACUUUGUUUGAUAUCAACAAAAAUUGAAUCCUUGUGGUUCUUUAAUAUGCUGAAUCUUAACAUGUAUUUAGAUUUUUGAUUAUUGAUUUUUGGACCCAGUUAUCAAAUUUCUCCACAUUGAGGUCAAAAGGGUCCAAAAUUAAACUUAUUUGAGUUCAUAAAAAAUUGAAUAUAUGGGGUUCUUUGAUUUGCUGAAUCUAACCAUGUAUUUAGAUUUUGGAUAUUGGACCAUAAUAGGUAAAUGUCCAAUUUAAAAUUUGUAAGUUCUUAGGCCACAUUCAUUCUGUGUCAGAAACCUAUGCUGUGUCAAAUAUUUAAUCACAAUCCAAAUUCAGAGCUGUAUCAAGCUUGAAUGUUGUAUCCAUACUUGCCCGAACUGUUCAGGGUUCGACCUCUGCGGUCGUAUCAAGCGGCGCCCCGCGGAGCAUUUUAUUUUUAAAUGGACAAAAAUGAGAUAUUAAUUAUUGCGAUGUCAGGAAAAUCUUU